AUGUAGUUUUGAUAUUUUGUUUUAGCUUUCCGGUUUUCAGAAAAGUUCCAAUUGUACUUUUGUCCCAAAGUCUCUAAUAGUUUCCUGGCGCAGUUUUACAUUGAUCUAGAGAUUAAAUCCAAAUUAAACGGACGAAGAAAUACAUCUGAAAGAAAUAGAAGAGAGGAAGGAUGAUGGUGGAGGGGGAGGACCAGAGAGGGGAGACCUUCAUACCCAGUGAGGGAGAGGGGUCUGGUGGACAGGAGGCCAUCCACAUGAAGGAGUCCAUUGUCGAGGACAACACAGUACCGGAUGAGGGUUCACGGAAGCCAACCACAGGACCAGUGGUUGUCACGGGAAACUUGAAAAUGCCCGCCAUCGAGAAACUGGAACAGGUUCGCAAAUGGAGCAUCACUACUUAUAAGUGUACUAAGCAGGUUCUGUCAGAGAAGAUGGGUCGUGGAUCCCGUACGGUCGACCCAGAACUCGAGGCCCGCAUCGACAUUCUCCGUGAUGACCGCCGCCGUUAUGAUCAUGUGACCUGCUUGGCCCAGACACUCGCCACGCAGCUCGCCCAGGUCACGCAGACGCAAAGGACUCUGGGCGAUGCCUUCACCGAGCUCAGCCUCAAAACGCCGCCACUAAACGUAGAGUUUGGUCUGAACGGGGACACCCAGCGGUUCCUGUCUAAGAGCGGAGAGGUCCUGGUCUCGGCUAUGAACUCUUUCACCUCCGAUAUGAACACGCUGGUUAACAAAACUAUAGAGGACACCAUGGUUAACGUCAAACACUACGAGACAGCCAGGAUAGAGUACGAUGCGUACCGUUGUGACCUGGAGGACUUGAACCUGGGACCUCGAGACACCGCCACCCUCCCCAAACUAGAGCAGGCCCAGAGAACCUUCCAGAACCAGAGGGAGAAGUACGAGAAGAGCCGAAACGACCUGUCAGUCAAACUCAGACUACUGGAGGAGAAUAAGGUAAAGGUUCUCCAACAUCAGUUGGUAUUGUUCCAUGGUGCUGUAGCCUCCUGCAGCACCUCCAACCACCAGCACCUGGAGCUCAGCCUGCAGCAGGCAAGCACCAAGCUACCCAUGCCCGGCACGGAGCCUCCUUCCUGGCUAGAGGAGAGCUUAUCACCCCAAUAACCAUCCACCAUGUCUGGGGGUCCAUGAAACCUUCCAGUAUCUGAAUGCAAGUUGGGGCCUCUCAACUGCCACCUCUGUGGGCCAAAACAGAGUGUAUUGCCGACACUCCUGUAGGAGCUAUAGGUUCUCCUCUUACCCUAUAGGUCCUCCUCUUACCCUAUAAGUUCUCCUCUUACCCUAUAGGUCCUCCUCUUACCCUAUAGGUUCUCCUCUUACCCUAUAGGUUCUCCUCUUACCCUAUAGGUUCUCCUCUUACCCUAUAGGUCCUCCUCUUACCCUAUAAGUUCUCCUCUUACCCUAUAGGUCCUCCUCUUACCCUAUAGGUUCUCCUCUUACCCUAUAGGUUCUCCUCUUACCCUAUAAGUUCUCCUCUUACCCUAUAGGUUCUCCUCUUACCCUAUAGGUUCUCCUCUUACCCUAUAGGUUCUCCUCUUACCCUAUAGGUUCUCCUCUUACCCUAUAGGUUCUCCUCUUACCCUAUAGGUCCUCCUCUUACCCUAUAGGUUCUCCUCUUACCCUAUAGGUUCUCCUCUUAACCUAUAGGUCCUCCUCUUACCCUAUAGGUUCUCCUCUUACCCUAUAGGUUCUCCUCUUACCCUAUAGGUCCUCCUCUUACCCUAUAAGUUCUCCUCUUACCCUAUAGGUCCUCCUCUUACCCUAUAGGUUCUCCUCUUACCCUAUAGGUUCUCCUCUUACCCUAUAAGUUCUCCUCUUACCCUAUAGGUUCUCCUCUUACCCUAUAGGUUCUCCUCUUACCCUAUAGGUUCUCCUCUUACCCUAUAGGUUCUCCUCUUACCCUAUAGGUUCUCCUCUUACCCUAUAGGUCCUCCUCUUACCCUAUAGGUUCUCCUCUUACCCUAUAGGUUCUCCUCUUAACCUAUAGGUCCUCCUCUUACCCUAUAGGUCCUCCUCUUACCCUAUAAGUUCUCCUCUUACCCUAUAGGUCCUCCUCUUACCCUAUAGGUUCUCCUCUUACCCUAUAGGUUCUCCUCUUACCCUAUAGGUUCUCCUCUUACCCUAUAGGUCCUCCUCUUACCCUAUAGGUUCUCCUCUUACCCUAUAGGUUCUCCUCUUACCCUAUAGGUUCUCCUCUUACCCUAUAGGUUCUCCUCUUACCCUAUAGGUUCUCCUCUUACCCUAUAGGUUCUCCUCUUAACCUAUAGGUUCUCCUCUUACCCUAUAGGUUCUCCUCUUACCCUAUAGGUCCUCCUCUUACCCUAUAGGUUCUCCUCUUACCCUAUAUGUUCUAUAGGUUCUCCUCUUACCCAAUAGGUUCUCCUCUUACCCUAUAGGUUCUAUAGGUUCUCCUCUUAACCUAUAGGUUCUCCUCUUACCCUAUAGGUUCUAUAGGUUCUCCUCUUAACCUAUAGGUUCUCCUCUUACCCUAUAUGUUCUAUAGGUUCUCCUCUUAACCUAUAGGUUCUCCUCUUACCCUAUAGGUUCUCCUCUUACCCUAUAGGUUCUCCUCUUACCCUAUAGGUUCUCCUCUUACCCUAUAGGUCCUCCUCUUACCCUAUAUGUUCUAUAGGUUCUCCUCUUACCCAAUAGGUUCUCCUCUUACCCAAUAGGUUCUCCUCUUACCCUAUAGGUUCUCCUCUUACCCUAUAGGUUCUCCUCUUACCCUAUAGGUCCUCCUCUUACCCUAUAGGACCUAUAGGUUCUCCUCUUACCCUAUAGGUUCUCCUCUUAACCUAUAGGUUCUCCUCUUACCCUAUAGGUUCUCCUCUUAACCUAUAGGUUCUCCUCUUACCCUAUAGGUCCUCCUCUUACCCUAUAGGUUCUCCUCUUACCCUAUAGGUUCUCCUCUUACCCUAUAGGUUCUCCUCUUACCCUAUAGGUUCUAUAGGUUCUCCUCUUACCCUAUAGGUUCUCCUCUUACCCUAUAUGUUCUAUAGGUUCUCCUCUUACCCUAUAGGUUCUCCUCUUACCCUAUAGGUCCUCCUCUUACCCUAUAGGUUCUCCUCUUACCCUAUAGGUCCUCCUCUUACCCUAUAGGUUCUCCUCUUACCCUAUAGGUCCUCCUCUUACCCUAUAGGUCCUCCUCUUACCCUAUAGGUUCUAUAGGUUCUCCUCUUACCCUAUAGGUUCUCCUCUUACCCUAUAGGUUCUCCUCUUACCCUAUAGGUUCUAUAGGUUCUCCUCUUACCCUAUAGGUUCUCCUCUUACCCUAUAGGUUCUAUAGGUUCUCCUCUUACCCUAUAGGUUCUCCUCUUACGCUAUAGGUUCUCUAAAGGACCAAACUAACAUGUGAUGCUGAGAUAUGGAACCAAAGCCAGAGACUGUAGAAUGUUCUAGACUGUUAGAACCUUUUACACUCUAGAACCUUCUGGACUUUAAGGACCUUUAGAUCCUACCAGAAUCAACUACACUGAACAAAAAUAUAAAAACGCACAAACAAUUUCUACGAUUUUUCUGAGUUACAGUUCAUAUAAGGAAAUCAGUCGAUGUAAAUAAAU
Molecule: messenger RNA, 3583 nt
Organism: Salvelinus namaycush (lake trout)
Lineage: Eukaryota; Metazoa; Chordata; Actinopteri; Salmoniformes; Salmonidae
Product: arfaptin-1-like
Exons: 8
Coding region: 171-1127 (318 amino acids)
Biological process (GO): regulation of Arp2/3 complex-mediated actin nucleation; intracellular protein transport
Cellular component (GO): trans-Golgi network membrane
Molecular function (GO): protein domain specific binding; phospholipid binding
Source: RefSeq, a predicted model, not a curated record